CUGCCGCCAUUUUGGAGUGAUCCGAGUGCCGCCCGCGGCCCCGAGUCGGUCUCCAGCCGCCGGCCGGCCGCGCCGGUGUCCGUAGGCGCUGAGCCCCGGGCUGGGCCCAUGUGUGUGCGGCCGGCCCGAGGCCGCCUGGGCUUUGCCUCCACCAGCGCCCUGGCCUCCGUUCGGGCCUCCGCACGGGCCUCCGAGGAGCUGCCGCGACGCCCGGCCCGCAGGGCAGGUAAAGAGUUUAUAAAUCUUCCACUGAAUGAAAAAAAUUUUUCUUAAAGCUGCAUAUACUCCAAGAAAAAAAUCCACAAAUGUUUUUCUAUUUUGCCUGAAUACAUGAUUUAAACGAGGUUUCCACAGAAGGGCUCUUUCAUGGAACCAUAUGAUCAUAUGGGCAACACUUCUGUUUGAGAUCUACCUUCUGUUUGAUGGAUAUGCCAUCCUGAAAAAAGUGAAGAAGCUGAACUUCAAGGUCCUUUCAUUUAGCAUUGGCUCCGUGGCCAUCACGAUGUUCUGGAAGUUUGACUUGAAUACCACGUCCCAUGUUGACAAGCUGCUGGACAAGGAGCAUGUGACGCUGCAGGAGUUAAUGGAUGAAGAUGACAUCUUGCAGGAGUGUAAGGCUCAGAACCAGAAGCUGCUGGACUUCCUGUGCAGGCAGCAGUGCAUGGAGGAGCUGGUGAGCCUCAUCACACAAGAUCCACCCCUGGACAUGGAGGAGAAGGUCCGCUUCAAAUACCCAAACACAGCCUGUGAGCUUCUGACUUGUGAUGUGCCGCAGAUCAGCGACCGCCUCGGUGGGGACGAGAGCCUGCUGAGCCUCCUGUAUGACUUCCUGGACCACGAGCCGCCACUCAAUCCUCUGCUCGCCAGUUUUUUCAGCAAGACCAUUGGCAAUCUCAUUGCAAGAAAAACCGAACAGGUGAUUACAUUUUUGAAGAAGAAGGACAAGUUCAUCAGCCUGGUAUUGAAGCACAUCGGCACUUCAGCGCUUAUGGACCUGCUUCUGCGCCUGGUCAGCUGUGUGGAGCCAGCCGGGCUCCGGCAGGAAGUCCUGCACUGGCUGAAUGAAGAGAAAGUCAUCCAGAGGCUUGUGGAAUUGAUCCACCCGAGUGAGGACGAAGAUAGGCAGUCGAACGCUGCGCAGACUCUCUGUGACAUUGUUAGGCUGGGCAGAGACCAGGGCAGUCAGCUGCAAGAGGCUCUGGAGCCAGACCCCCUCCUCACAGCGCUGGAGUCCAGGCAGGACUGUGUGGAGCAGCUUCUGAAGAACAUGUUUGACGGGGACAGGACAGAGAGCUGCCUCGUCAGCGGGACGCAGGUGUUACUCACCUUGCUGGAAACCAGGCGGGUUGGGACAGAGGGCCUGGUGGACUCCUUUUCUCAGGGACUGGAAAGGUCGUACGCUGUCAGCAGCAGCGUGCUACACGGCAUCGAGCCUCGGCUGAAGGACUUCCACCAGCUCCUGCUCAACCCGCCCAAGAAGAAAGCGAUCCUGACCACCAUCGGUGUGCUGGAGGAGCCCCUGGGGAAUGCCCGCCUGCAUGGUGCCCGCCUCAUGGCAGCACUGCUGCACACAAACACACCCAGCAUCAACCAGGAGCUCUGCCGGCUCAACACCAUGGACUUGCUGCUGGACUUGUUUUUUAAGUACACCUGGAAUAACUUUUUGCACUUCCAAGUGGAACUAUGCAUAGCCGCUAUUCUCUCCCAUGCUGCCCGUGAGGAGAGAACAGAAGCCAGCGGAUCCGACAGCAGGGUGGAGCCUCCGCAUGAGAAUGAGAACCGGAGCCUGGAGACCCCCCAGCUUGCUACCAGUCCCCCUGACAACACGAUGGUGACCCAUCUGUUCCAGAAGUGCUGCCUGGUGCAGAGGAUCCUAGAGGCCUGGGAAGCCAACGACCACACGCAGGCAGCAGGUGGCAUGAGGCGUGGGAACAUGGGCCACCUCACGCGGAUUGCCAACGCGGUGGUGCAGAACCUGGAGCGGGGCCCUGUGCAGACACACAUCAGCGAGGUCAUCCGAGGGCUCCCUGCGGAUUGCCGAGGCCGCUGGGAGAGCUUCGUGGAGGAGACGCUGACGGAGACGAACCGCAGGAACACUGUGGACCUGGUGAGCACUCACCACCUUCACUCCUCAAGUGAGGACGAGGACAUUGAGGGUGCUUUCCCUAACGAGCUGUCCCUUCAGCAGAUCCAGCAGAUGACAGCCAACUUCGUGGAUCAGUUUGGCUUCAAUGAUGAGGAGUUUGCAGACCAGGAUGACAACAUUAACGCCCCGUUUGACAGGAUUGCAGAGAUCAACUUCAACAUCGAUGCUGACGAGGACAGUCCCAGCGCAGCUCUGUUUGAGGCCUGCUGCAGCGACCGCAUCCAGCCCUUUGAUGACGAUGAGGAUGAGGACAUUUGGGAGGACAGUGACACUCGCUGUGCCGCCCGGGUGACGGCCAGAGCCAGGUUUGGAGUCCCCCAUGCUUCAGAGAGCUGCUCAAAGAACGGCCUGGAGUGCAGAAGCCAGGACAGGAAGGCGAGCUCAGUAGAUGGAGACGUGCCUGGGGCAGAUGCCCCCCCAGCCCCUGGGAAGAACGAAGCCCCCACUGUGGAGGGUGACUCAGAAGCAGGCGCCACGUGGACGGCAGUGUUUGAUGAGCCAGCGAACUUGACGCCCAUGGCCCCAGGAGUGGUGAGGGAUGUGGGUUCCAGUGUGUGGGCAGCUGGCACCUCAGCUCCAGAGGAGAAAGGCUGGGCCAAGUUCACCGAUUUCCAACCUUUCUGCUGCGCUGAGUCAGGACCCAGGUGCAGCUCUCCGGUGGACACAGAAUGCAGCCAUGCCGAGGGCAGCCACAGCCAAGGCCCCGAGAAAGCCUCCAGCCCGGCUUCCCCAUGUGCCUGGAAUGUGUGUGCCACCAGGAAGGCCCCCCUGCUGGCCUCUGACAGUAGCUCCUCUGGCGGCUCUGACAGCGGGGAUGAGGACCAGAAGGCAGCAACUGCCGUGGAGGCUGUGAGCAGGGGUCCCGGCUGGGAGGCCCCAGCACUGCCUGCAGUGACCAGGACAGAGGAGGCUGUCAGCAGGGCCGAGUGUGCUGACAGCAAGCUGUUAGACCCUGCCUGCCCCGUGCCAAAGGAAGUGACCGCUGACCCAGCUGUGGCUGCACACCCAGAGGCUACCGUGGCCACCACCACAGCACUGAGCAAGGCUGGCCCCCCCAUAGCCACCCCAGCAGUCUCUUCUGCAGUGGCCGUGGCAGCCCCCCUAGGGCCCAUCAUGGCAGUCACAACAGCCCCAGCCAUGGUGGCCACCCUGGGAACAGUGACAAAGGACAGGAAGACAGACGCCCCGCCAGAAGGAGCUGCCUUAAAUGGCCCCAUGUGAUGCUGCUGCCGCCCGGCCACGGCCCGCCCUGGUCAGGCUGCAUCCUAAUCGAGAAAACUACCUGGUGAUGCAAUUUUUUUUUAAUUUAAUUUAAUUUUGAAAUAAAUGCUGCAUUGGUAAAGCUGCCAGUUGAAACCAGUUGGACGGCCCAGCUUGCGUCUCCUGCCUGACCGAGUGGGCCCUGCUGGAGGACAGAGGGUGCACCUCAGCUGCCCCCGGCCCGGAGCACAGCAAUAAGGUCUCAGGCACGCGACCUCUGCCUGCAGGAGCCGCAGGAGCUGGGGUGGGGGGUGGGGGCAGGACCCUGAGAUGGCACCAGGACCUGAUGGCCCAGGAAGGGCUUGGACGUGGAGGCUGUUUUUACUUUUUUUUUAUUUUAAGAAUACAGGAGCCAAGCUGUUUUGCACUUUUGUAUCCAGCUGCAAGCUCAGGGCAGAGUCAAGGGCCUGGGUUGGGGACACCUGACUUGCAGGAGCGCAUUCAAGGUCUCAGACCCUUGCAGCUGCCCAGUAGCCCUUGCAGCUGGCGUUGAAGCAGGCUGCAAGAUUUGACUGCCUUAAUAAAAACACAAGGCCCUCUAGGCCUGGCAGGGGAGACCCCAGGUAUGCAGGUCGGGGACACGGCGAGGCACUGGGGGCUCGCAGACUGGUUUCUAGCAGUACUGGUCAUGGCCAUGUCGUUCUAGAAGGGUCCAGAUUAUUUUACGUUGAGUCAAUUUUUAAUGUUCUGAUCACCUGACAGGGCACCCAAAAUCCCCAACUCCCAAUAAAAGCCGUGUCAUUCGGA
Molecule: messenger RNA, 4153 nt
Organism: Cebus imitator (Panamanian white-faced capuchin)
Lineage: Eukaryota; Metazoa; Chordata; Mammalia; Primates; Cebidae
Gene: PPP6R2
Product: protein phosphatase 6 regulatory subunit 2
Exons: 25
Coding region: 377-3367 (996 amino acids)
Cellular component (GO): nucleus; cytosol
Molecular function (GO): protein phosphatase binding; protein phosphatase regulator activity
Source: RefSeq, a predicted model, not a curated record